AUGUCACAUUCACACCGUUCGCCGCACUUCAAGAACGAGUACUUUAUUGACGAGCUCUUCCAGGGCCUCCUCAAGGACAUCAACUCGAAGCGCAUUCGCAGCAUCGCCACAAAUCUGCGCAAGUUUGCGGAAGGAAAGGACAAGAAGGCAAAGGAGAAAAACACGAAGCCGAAGAAGGCACAGCUGGCAAAGGGCCGCGGCAAGUAUGACGACCUUGACGGGUUUGUGGACGUGUCGGGGCCGGUCAACGACGACAUGGACGACUACGACUUCAUGUGAACACCACCAGUUGCACCAGCCCUCGUGAACCCUUUACCGUCUUGCCAUUGCUGUCCACACACGCACACAUACGUUGUCGCUUCCUACUGCGUCUCUCGCGUAAUUCGUUGUUGUAGUCGUCGAUUGGUUGAUUGGUGGCGAGUGGGUACAAAGUUGCUUGUCUUCCUUGAUGUGAAUGGCACAUACGACCGUGAUGCACCAAGCACUGAAAUUCAGCAGUGCACAACCACAAUCCUAGCGCAACCGCAUUCCUCCAACAACAGCUGUGUGUGUGUGUGUGUGUGUGCGUGCGUGUGUGUGUGUGUGUGUG
Molecule: messenger RNA, 589 nt
Organism: Salpingoeca rosetta
Lineage: Eukaryota; Choanoflagellata; Craspedida; Salpingoecidae
Exons: 5
Coding region: 1-279 (92 amino acids)
Cellular component (GO): eukaryotic translation initiation factor 3 complex; cytoplasm
Molecular function (GO): translation initiation factor activity
Source: RefSeq, a predicted model, not a curated record